ACUGCAGGAAAAGUUUCAGAAGAACAUGAGUUCGAGAAUGAAGGGUUUUGCAUUCUUUUUGCUGGCACUAUGUUCCUGUCUGUCUGGGACACAGGGUCAGGGAGACCACGAGGACCAGAAAGCAUGCUGCCCAUCUGACACUUGCUCUCUGAUGAAGGAACUGAUCUCUAUAGCAGAGAAACUAGGAGCCAUGGGAGAGAAACUGGGAACUAUGGGGGAUAACCUGAGACUCAUGGAGACCCGGUUACAAACCAGUGAGAAUGAAGUGGAGGAGCUGAAGAGACUAACUGGAGGUCGGCCUCAGGUGGCCUUCUCCGCAACUCUCUGGGAGACAGGCGAUGCCCCUGGGAACACAGGACCGUUCACCACUCCCAUUCCCCUGCAGUACAAGAAGGUCUUCUCAAACACCGGCAGCUCCUACAACCCUGCCACAGGUAUCUUCACUGCCACGGUCAAAGGAAUGUACUACUUCCGUUUCUCAAUGAUGAACAACCUGAACACCCCUCCUAAUUCUGUGGUGUGUUUGACCAAGAAUGGCCAGAGGCUGGUGUCUGUCUGGGACACUACAGGAUCUGAUGCCAACGACAGUGGCAGCAAUGCAGUGGUCAUUCCUCUGGAGGUGGGAGAUAACGUCUGUGUUGAGUUACAGGCUAACAGGCUGGUUUAUGAUGAUAGCAUGAACUACAACACCUUCAGCGGCUUCCUGCUCUUCACGAUGUAAACAUGGAACACAUUUCAACAGCUAAAUGGUUGAAAUUACUUUAUUUUCUUUAGUAGACAUAAAAUAGUAAUCUGUGCUUCAUAGCACACUGUGGGGUUAUAAUGCAGUGCAAUAAUGUAUAAGAGUAGGUUGUCAUCAGGUGGACAUGUAACUGUAUAAAUAAAUACAAAAUAUAUUGAUCCUAGAUGUAACUGAACAUUUUUGUAUGGUAAUGCUUCACUGAAGUGAAAAAAUUUAAUAACUUUUACUAUAUGUACAUGAACUUACAUCUGUCAAUAAACUUUUAACCAUUCAUGAAAAAA
Messenger RNA from Oncorhynchus tshawytscha (Chinook salmon), 1023 nucleotides. RefSeq names its product complement C1q-like protein 2. The transcript is spliced from 3 exons. Gene Ontology annotation, molecular function: protein binding. Lineage: Eukaryota; Metazoa; Chordata; Actinopteri; Salmoniformes; Salmonidae. The record is from RefSeq and is a predicted model, not a curated record. Bases 26 to 721 code for a protein of 231 amino acids.